Notolabrus celidotus (New Zealand spotty) is the source of this 5958-nucleotide messenger RNA. RefSeq names its product neurexin-3b. Lineage: Eukaryota; Metazoa; Chordata; Actinopteri; Labriformes; Labridae. The transcript has 17 exons. The record is from RefSeq and is a predicted model, not a curated record. Bases 166 to 4044 code for a protein of 1292 amino acids.
AUCAAUCUGGGCUCCGGGGCUUUCGAGGCCAUCGUGGAGCCGGUCAACGGAAAAUUCAAUGACAACGCCUGGCACGACAUCAAAGUGACACGCAACCUGAGACAGGUCACCAUCUCCGUUGAUGGGAUCCUCACCACCACCGGCUACACCCAGGAAGACUACACCAUGCUGGGCUCUGAUGAUUUCUUCUAUGUGGGUGGGAGCCCCAGCACUGCAGACCUGCCUGGAUCUCCAGUUAGCAACAAUUUCAUGGGCUGUCUCAGAGAGGUGGUGUACAAAAACAACGAUAUCCGCUUGGAGCUGUCCCGCCUCGCCCGCAUCGUGGACCCCAAGAUGAAACUGCAAGGGGAUGUAGUCUUCAAGUGCGAGAAUGUUCCCACCCUCGACCCAAUCAACUUCGAGACCCCGGACUCCUUCCUGGCUUUGCCCAAAUGGAACACCAAACGCGUGGGCUCCAUCUCCUUCGACUUCCGCACAUCUGAACCAAACGGCCUGAUACUCUUCACCCAAGGCAAAGCUCAGGACCGGCGGGAUGCAAAGGGCCAAAAGAACAACAAGGUGGACUUCUUUGCUGUGGAGCUGCUGGAUGGAGGGCUGUUCCUGCUGCUGGACAUGGGUUCCGGUACCAUCAAGGUUAAGGCCACUCAGGCUAAGGUGAAUGACGGGGCCUGGCACCACGUGGACAUCCAGAGGGACGGACGCUCAGGCAUCAUCUCAGUAAACAGCCGCCGGACUCCUUUCACAGCCAGCGGGGAAAACGAGAUCUUGGACCUGGAGGGGGACCUUUAUCUGGGUGGUCUGCCUGACAACCGGGCAGGCCUUGUUCUCCCCACUGAGCUCUGGACUGCCAUGCUCAACUACGGCUACGUGGGCUGCGUGCGGGAUCUGUUCAUCGAUGGACGCAGCAAGGACAUCCGGCAGCUUUCUCAGUCCCAGAAUUCAACAGGCGUCAAGUCCUCUUGCAGUAAGGUGACGGGGAAGCAGUGUGACAGUAGCCCCUGCAAAAACAACGGCGCCUGUAAGGAGGGAUGGAACCGCUUUGUGUGUGACUGCACGGGCACUGGUUUCUGGGAUAGUACCUGUGAGAGAGAGUCAUCCAUCCUGUCCUAUGACGGCAGCAUGUACAUGAAAGUGGUGAUCCCAAAUGUCAUGCACACUGAAGCCGAGGACGUCUCCCUCAGGUUCAAGUCGCAGCGGGCGUUCGGCCUGCUCAUGGCUGCCACAUCACGGGAGUCGGCUGAUACACUGAGGCUGGAGCUGGACAGCGGGAGAGUCAAACUGACGGUCAACCUAGACUGUGUCAGGAUAAACUGUAACACCAGCAAAGGUCCUGAGGUUCUUUAUGCCGGACAAAAGCUCAACGACAAUGAUUGGCACUCAGUGCGAGUGCUCCGCCGUGGUAAAAACUUCAAACUAACCGUGGAUGACGACGUGGCUGAAGGUCAGAUGUUGGGCGACCACACCCGUCUGGAGUUCAACAACGUGGAGACGGGAAUCUUGACAGAGAGACGCUUUGUGUCGUCUGCUCCCUCGUCCUUCAUUGGACAUCUUCAGAGCCUGAAGUUUAACGGUAUGCAGUACAUCGACAUGUGCAAGAACGGGGACAUCGACUUCUGCGAGCUGAACGCCCGCUUCGGCAUGCGAUUCAUCAUCGCUGACCCCGUGACCUUCAAGACCAAAGGCAGCUAUCUGGGCUUGGCUACCUUGCAGGCUUAUACCACAAUGCACCUGUUCUUCCAGUUUAAAACCACCUCGCCGGACGGAUUCCUCAUCUUUAACAGCGGGGACGGGAAUGACUUCAUUGCUGUCGAGCUGGUCAAAGGCUUCAUCCACUACGUGUUCGACCUGGGGAACGGGCCCAGUCUGCUGAAGGGGAACAGUGACAACCCACUGAACGAUAACCAGUGGCACAACGUGGUCAUCACGCGCGACUCUGCAAACACACACACUCUCAAGGUGGAUGCUAAGUCGGUCACACAGAAUGUCAACGGAGCCAAGAACCUCGACCUCAAAGGUGACCUGUUCAUCGGAGGUCUUGGACCCAACAUGUACCAGAACCUCCCUAAGCUGGUGGUCUCUCGGGAGGGUUUCCAAGGCUGUUUGGCCUCAGUGGACCUGAAUGGCCGCCUGCCAGACCUCAUCAACGACGCCCUUUUCCGCAGCGGGCAGAUUGAGCGUGGCUGUGAAGGCCCAAGCACAACCUGCCAAGAGGACUCGUGUGCCAACAUGGGUGUGUGCAUCCAGCAGUGGGAGAACUUCACUUGUGACUGCUCAAUGACGUCCUACACGGGCUCUCACUGCAACGACCCUGGCACCACGUAUAUCUUUGGAAAAGGAGGGGGUCUGAUCAUGUACACAUGGCCCAACAAUGAGAGGCCAAGCACACGGACAGAUCGGCUGGCUGUGGGCUUCAGCACUACAAUCAAAGACGGCAUCCUGGUCCGCAUCGACAGUGCCCCACGUCUGGGUGACUACAUCAUGCUCCAUAUUGAACAAGGAAAAAUAGGGGUGACGUUUAACAUCGGGACAGUGGACAUCAGCGUUAAGGAAAUGACCACAGCAGUAAACGAUGGCAAAUACCAUUUGGUCCGAUUCACCAGAAACGGGGGCAACGCGACUUUACAGGUGGACAACUGGCCAAUCAAUGAACACUUUCCCACAGGCCGGCAGCUGACAAUCUUCAACACCCAGGCCACUAUCUCCAUCGGGGGUAACGACCGGAAGCGGCCCUACCAGGGUCAGCUCUCCGGCCUCUACUACAACGGCCUUAAAGUGCUCAACAUGGCCGCCGAGGGCCAUGUCAACAUUAAGGUGAAUGGGAGCGUGCGGCUGGUAGGAGACGUGCCGGCCAGCAGGGGUGCGGCGCGCACCACCACUUCAGUGCCACCGGAGAUGUCCACCACCUUCAUUGAGACCACCACCACUCUCUCCACCACGACCACCCGCAAACAGCGCUCACCACCAACUAUCCAGACGACGGAUGACAUCGUUUCGUCGGCCGAGUGCUCCAGCGACGAUGAGGACCUGGAAGAGUGCGACUCCGGACAUGCAGGAGGGGAGCUAGUCAUCCCCGUGCUAGUCGAGGACCCCAUAGACAUCCCUUCUGUAUCCACCCGUUCUCCCUUCAUCCCCCUCCCCCCCACCCUCCGCCCCGUCCUCACCAUUAUUGAGACCACCAAAGAGUCCUUGGCCAUGGCCACUGAGGCGGGGGUACCUUGCUUGUCGGACCGAGGCAACGAUGAUUGUGAUGAUGGUGAUGGUGGUGAUGAUGGUGAUGAUGAUGAUGAUGAUGAUGAUGGCAUGGUGAUUUCGGGGUUUGGCUCUGGCGAAGCUUUCGACUCUAGCCUGCCCCCGACUGACGAUGAAGAUUUUUACACCACCUUCUCCCUGGUAACAGAUAAGAUCUUGACCACAUCGGCCUAUGAAGGCGGCUACAAAGCCCUCGCACCCAAGUGGGAGGCCAAGGACUUGAGGCCUAGCAAAGCCUCCGAGGCAGGUAGGACUACACCCACCUCGCCUCUGCCCGACCCCCGGGGCACGCCACAGGCGGCGGUCCCCUCGGACACGCCACCCAAGCUGCCCGCCGGGAAAAUGAACAACCGCGAGGUUAAACCCCCGCAGCCGGACAUAGUCCUGCUGCCACUGCCCACGUCCAUCGAUCUGGACGGCACCAAGCCGCGGGGUCCCUUCAUCACCUCGCCCAUGCUGCGCACGGUGCCCGCCGCCAUGCCCACCGUGCCUGACGUGGUGCGGCGGGUUCCCCCGGGGGCCUCAGAGGUGAUCCGGGAAUCCAGCAGUACCACGGGCAUGGUGGUGGGCAUCGUUUCAGCUGCAGCCCUCUGCAUCCUCAUCCUCCUCUACGCCAUGUACAAGUAUAGGAACAGGGACGAGGGUUCCUACCAAGUGGACGAGACGCGCAACUACAUCAGCAACUCGGCGCAAACCAACGGCGCUGUGGUGAAAGAUAAAACACCCAGUGGCAGCGCCAAAAGCAGCGCUAGUAGCAAGAGACCGAAAGACAAGGACAAGGAAUAUUAUGUAUAGAAAGAGAUCCAAUCAUUUCCCAACACAUAGAAAACAAACUGUUUGGAACAAAGUUAUAAACAUUUUGACAGUACCAUAUUGGCAACUGUGAUUUAAAAAGGAUACAUCUCCUGAGAACUCAUUUGAGUCCUGAAACAUUUACAAAAGAACUUUGGCUUUAGGCAGCACACUUACUAUUGUAAGCAUUAUGGAGAGACAAUGCAGUAGGACUUCAGCGGGACUCAGUGUGGAUCUUUUUCAGGAGUCCCUGCUGGAGACUUUUGGCAGUGUGAAUAACAUCACUGGAACAUCCACACGACCCCAAAGUGACUGUCAUGAGGUGUGUGAUCCUUGGAGUUCUGACAACCUUGUCCAUUGUAACCCUGUAAAAUACGCUCACUGUCAUUUCGGCCAUUCUGAGCAUGCAUGUGAGGUGUAUGUGACGUGGUGCUGGCAUCUGUGUAAGUGAGGGACCUCAAGAAACUAUGAUUGUCGGGGAAAGUUGGAAGUCAAAACAUGAGUUCACAUUUCAAAAGGUUUCAUUAAAUGUAGCUUUCAUGGACGCAAUGUGAGCUAAAGUAUCCGUGUACUUUUAGCUGUCUUUAUUUCUAUUUUUGUUUCUUUGUUUUUUAUGUAUUCAUUUAGCAAGUAAUUUAUUUAUUUAUUGAAAUUAGGUUGGGUUUUUUUAAAGGAUGAUGUUCAGUCAGGGUUGACCAGGCAGUGCUUAGGGACCGCUCAGCAGGAUGCGAUACGGUCAUGUAUCUUCAUAUUUCUCCCCCUCUUCUCAUGUCCCAGCUAACAAUUGGACUGCUAUGCAUGGCAUCCAAAUUCAAGAUGGGUUUUCAAGCGUGCAAAAGUGGCUCCACCAGGCAAAAUGCACAAUCUAUUGUCAUUUCUCUGAAAUUCAAAUCUCUGACAGCAGUUUUCUUUUGUUUCACAUCCUUCUCUGUCCAGUUUUUGUUACAUUUUAUAAGAUGCUGUGGCAAAAAAAAAAAAAAGCAUUAUCACUAUUUGUGUCUGGCAGUUAAAUUGUCUCAAUCUUAAAAAAGAAAAAAAAUCCAGGCUGAACUCACUCCAGUGUGAUGAAGUGUGAUUCUAUGACUGUGUCAAAACAGCAGAUAUGUUUACAUAUUUUAUUACAUCAUAGCCGUUGUGCUUUGCAGGUCGAUAUUGUACAGAAAAACUCCAGUUUCUGUUGAUUUUGUUAAACCCUCUUCUUGUACAGACACAUCAUUUGAUUUUCCUGCUGUAGCAACAUGACAUGAAAAAUCAUUGUUAUUGUUUCGCAGAGACCGCCUGGAGAUAAAAAAUGAUGAUGUGCACAGAAUCGUUUGUUUAGGCGGGGAGCAAAUGUCUUUAGAUUAGACGUCUAGUCUCUCUGGAUGGUGUUUCUCUUCAGUCGCAUGAAUAUUUGACCACAGGAAGCUGUCAGUCAAAUAGAAAACACCUCCCUCUGAUCUUGUAUUAGGGACUCCUCCGUAAUCUGAAAUUACUUUCAUCAUGUCAUUUAUUUUUUUAUUGGAAAUUUAAACAACAGAACCAGAGAAUAAAUACAGAUUAUGAUGGAUUUGGAGAUCAGUUGCUAGCACCUUACUGACUAACAGGUGUUUUUCUUUUUCUUACUUUCUUUUCUUUUUUAUCUGACGUCAAUGUUCUCGUCUGCUCAACUUGUCCUCUGCUUUUUUGUUAUUGUGUAGCUGAUUUCAUGUCUCAUUUUUAUGACAUUCUCUUCCGGCAAUAUGUUGUUUUUUUAUGUCAUUAUUUAUUGCUGAAGUUAUUUGUUCUCAUUCAUUUUUCAUGCAGAAUCAGUCGGUGUGUAUGUUCACUUUGAUUUUUUGUGUUGGUAUUUGGCUUUUUUCAAACCAGUUAAUUAUUAUUGUCUUCUGCUCCUUUGACUCCAAACAAUUCCCAGAAAUAAAAAAUGUUGUUCCCAAA